GGACUGUCGACAAAUGGAACCAGCAAGCAGCAAAAUAGAAAAAUGUCGUCUUUGUCAAUGGAAUGUGAAGUUACAGAAGAUGUGACCUGUGAAUAAUAUUGUGAAUUAUUCUGUUUGAAAACUCGUUAGUUUAUUGUUUUUUAUGAUCAAGUUUUGAAACUAAAAUACCAAUUAAAGAUGAGUAAAUAUACGUAUUCAACGGCCAACCUAACCGAUAAGGAAUUGAAGGAACAAGGAAACAGACUUUUCAGUUUGAGAAAAUAUGAUGAAGCUAUCAACUUUUACACUAAAGCAAUUAAAAAGAACCCUAUGGUUCCAACGUAUUUCACCAAUCGAGCCCUGUGUCAUUUGAAAAUGAAGAAAUGGGAUGCAUCCUGUCAAGACUGCCGACGGGCGCUGGAUAUGGACUCAGCUCUUGUCAAAGGCCACUUCUUUCUGGGCCAGGCUCUAUUCGAAAUGGACAACUAUGAUGAGGCUAUAAAGCAUUUACAGAGAGCGCAUGACUUGGCUAAGGAACAAAAGUUGAAUUACGGCGAUGACAUUGCAAGCCAGUUGCGAUCGGCCAGAAAGAAACGCUGGAAUCAACAAGAAGAGAAACGAAUUGCACAAGAAAUAGAAUUACUGACCUAUCUUAAUCGGCUAAUAUUACAAGAUGCCAGAUCGCAGAUAAAUAAUGUGCAAAACAACGAUAAACUAACGAAUGAAGAGAUGCAUAAGAGAAUUAUGGACAUUGAAAGGAAUUGUGAUAAUAACACAAGUGAACUGAACUCGCUUUUUGCCAAAAUCGAUGAAAGGAGAAGGAAACGUGACGUCCCCGACUAUCUAUGUGGAAAAAUCAGUUUCGAAAUUCUAAAGGAGCCCGUUAUUACUCCUAGUGGAAUCACAUAUGAAAGGAAGGACAUCGAAGAACAUUUGCAGAGGGUGGGCCACUUCGACCCAGUGACCCGUGUUAAGCUGACGCAAGAUCAGCUGAUCCCCAACUUCGCCAUGAAGGAGGUGGUUGACUGCUUCCUGCAGGAUAACGAGUGGGCGUUGGAUUACUGACAACUCAACGUGAAUCAUCGCCGUCAGCUGCGUGGCCCGGGGGGAGGGGGGUUGGCAUUAUGGUGCUGCUGAAUCUUCUGAACAAAAUCACCCCGACCGAAAAAACCUCCUCGAUUAGUUGUAAAGGUAUACUAUUCGUUUCCGAUCAUCUGUUUGUAAAGGUAUACUAUUCGUUUCCGUUCAUCUGUCUCAGUACGGUACAGUAAUAGCGUAGAAAGAAGAUAGCAUAAGAAGAUAUGCCAUGGUAUAGGGCGUUUAUGUUCCAAAUUUCACUGUUACUCAAACCGAUAGUUCUAGUAGUUAUUAUUCGUGAAGCUAUGUCAGACUGGUAAGCCAGUUACAAACACAUUUUUGGACAAAACUGGCUUCUAUCUGAAAUGUGUUUGUUUUUACAAACACAUUUCAGACUCACAGAUUUUUAGGCUUCCUUCUAAAUUCUAGCAAGCCAGUUAAACACAUAUCAAUUUUUGGACGUUACAUUUUUAGCCGUGCUUAUGAAUUCUAUCAUAUUGAACGGAAAUUGACAAACAUCAUCUGUUCAAUCAUAAUAGAAUUUAUAAGGA
This is a messenger RNA of Nilaparvata lugens (brown planthopper), 1607 nucleotides long. RefSeq names its product E3 ubiquitin-protein ligase CHIP (gene STUB1). The transcript is spliced from 7 exons. Gene Ontology annotation, molecular function: protein-folding chaperone binding; ubiquitin protein ligase activity. The record is from RefSeq and is a predicted model, not a curated record. Gene Ontology annotation, biological process: positive regulation of proteolysis; cellular response to misfolded protein; proteasome-mediated ubiquitin-dependent protein catabolic process. Lineage: Eukaryota; Metazoa; Arthropoda; Insecta; Hemiptera; Delphacidae. Bases 178 to 1044 code for a protein of 288 amino acids. Gene Ontology annotation, cellular component: cytoplasm; Z disc.